UGAAAGUAUUUAAUGUAUAAUCGUUUCAUUUGACUUCUGUGCCCAACUUUCUGUUUACUUUUGACUUUUAAAUUCAAUACAAACUGAUGUCAGGCUAUUUAUUACAGGCCCAAGAAGGCUUCUAUUCCGUAAUACGUUGGGUCGAUUUCAAAGUGAAGAGGCAAAAUUUCUUAGGGCUGAGAAGAAUGUAAAAGAGUUAAAUCUAUCUGUUGAUUUGAUGAAAAAGGAGAGCAGUAAGCUGCUUGAAAGGGCAACUCUUGCAGAGAAAAUGGAUAUGAAGCAUGGCCAUGAAGAGCUCUUGAAUACCGGAGGUCGAAUUCACCAUCUCGCCAAAUCAGUUUACAAGGUUGAGGCUGAAGCUGCAGAUUUGAUGGAUGGACUGCGAGAAAUCCCUGGCAGGGACGCAUUGAAACUACGAGCAGAGGUUGCUUCGAUUGCAUCGCAGCAGAGGGUUUCACUUGACAAAAGGGUGAGGAAGAUAUCUGGAUUGGGGAUGCCCGUUUGAUUGGAAGUAUCUUUGAACUGAUGCUGCAUUUUAUAGAUCCCAUGUUACUCAUCGAGCUCGAAUAAAAUUCGGUCAAAAUAAUAAUACAAGUACAAUUUUGAAUUUCGUCAUACAGUCAUUUUCCCCACUUCAUUUUUUGAUAUGUAUGAUUCUAG
Molecule: messenger RNA, 660 nt
Organism: Hibiscus syriacus
Lineage: Eukaryota; Viridiplantae; Streptophyta; Magnoliopsida; Malvales; Malvaceae
Product: RGS1-HXK1-interacting protein 1-like
Exons: 6
Coding region: 218-505 (95 amino acids)
Source: RefSeq, a predicted model, not a curated record